This is a messenger RNA of Orbicella faveolata, 2057 nucleotides long. RefSeq names its product exostosin-2-like. Gene Ontology annotation, cellular component: membrane. Gene Ontology annotation, molecular function: glycosyltransferase activity. The record is from RefSeq and is a predicted model, not a curated record. Lineage: Eukaryota; Metazoa; Cnidaria; Anthozoa; Scleractinia; Merulinidae.
AGCAAACACACUUCCCGUUUUAUCGGAAGGCCGUCUUUGUCGGCGGAAGGGCAGCAUGAAGUCCACUAGUUGAUCAAUCGAGUCAUCGACAUUUUAACGAAUUGAUUCAGAGGUAACUCAGCAACAUGGUAAUGGCAUUUCAGUCUAUUGUGGAUGACACAAAAGCAACCGCCACGUAUGCUUAACAUGCGGAUUUUUGAGAGAUAAUUUAUAAGAGGAGUUAAUUGAGCUAAGCUGAUUCGUUUUCGACCUAACAACAACAUUGAUUCGACAUGAUGAGACAGCGCGCAAGAAGCGUUCUUCUAGUCGGCAUUCUAUUUUCUGGACUUGUUGUAUUCUUUGCUUUGGAAAUUUGGCCGGUUAAUACUUUUUCUGAGGACGAAUCUGGACUCAACUCAACUCCAGACAACGAUGAUAGCGAAAUAUUCCGUUUGCAAGCUGGAUCGCCACUUUCUGAGAAAAGAGACUCGAAGUGCUUAGCACACAGUUGUUUUGAUAUUUUUAGAUGUGCAGUAAACGAAAACAAACUUAUAUCCGUCUAUGUGUAUCCAUUUGCCAACUUUUUGGACGAGAAUGGAAGAACAAUCAACAAGGCAAUGUCACAAGAAUUUUAUGAACUUCUGACAGCUAUAAUGAAGAGUAAAUACUACACAGCCGAUGUAGGAAAAGCCUGCAUCAUAGUUCCUUCAGUAGAUACUCUGAAUCAAAAUGGAAUGGAUAUUAAAGGGUACGCCAGAAUUCUCGCAAGCCUACCAAGUUGGGAAGAUGGAAAAAAUCAUUUAUUGUUCAAUAUGCUGCCUGGUGGUGCCCCUGAUUACAAUUCAACUUUGGAUGUUGCAACUGAUAAAGCUAUAGUGGCUGGAGGUGGUUUUGCAACUUGGAGCUAUAGAACAGGAUAUGAUGUCAGCAUUCCUGUGUUCAAUGCUCUCACAAAUCAAAGAAUUCCCCGUAGCUCACUGAAGAGGACAAAUGAGUGGAUGCUUGUAUCCUCUCAAACUAACAUGAACCACAUGUUCAGACGUCAACUUGAAGAUGUCGAGAGAGAGAACUCUGGCUUCCUAAUCCUGAAACACUGUGCUGAUGAUUCCAACAAUGUGUACAAGAGAUGUAAGGGAACGAUAUCAUAUCAUUAUCCUGAUAUCUUGCAGCAUGCUACAUUCUGUCUGGUUAUUCGAGGAGUCAGGUUGGGACAAACAACAUUAUUAGAUGCACUGAUGAUGGGCUGCAUCCCUGUUGUAGUCAGUGAUGAUUACAUUUUGCCCUUCUCUGAUGUUUUAGACUGGAAAAGGGCAGCAGUCCUCGUUGUGGAAAAUGAGAUCAAGCGCAUUCCAGCUAUUUUGAAGGAGGUUCCAAAAAGCCAAAUUGCAGACAUGAGAAGACAGGGAAAAUGGUUUUGGGAGAGAUACUUCAACUCCAUGGGAAAGAUUGCUCUCACUACUCUGAGAGUCCUAAAUGGCAGAGUUUAUCGUUAUACAGCUUGGCGGUAUGAGGAUUGGAAUGCUCCUUUUGUGACAUCUUCUGGAAAGAAAACGGCCAGCCUUGUACCACCAUUGUUUUUUCCUCUUCGUCCUUAUGCAAAUCAAGGAUUUACUGCUGUGGUGCUGUGUUAUGACCGGGUGGACACCAUGUUUAAAGUGAUCACAAAAAUUGCAGACACCCCCAGUUUGACAAAGAUAGUUGUUGUGUGGAACAAUGUCAAUAAAGCUCCUCCAUCUGUUGCCAAGUGGCCUAAAUUGUCGAAGCCAGUGAAAGUGGUUCGGACUAAAGAGAACAAGCUAAGUAACAGGUAGGAAAUCUCCUUCUCUCUGCCAUCUCAAAAAUCACUACUUCGCUGGGAGCAGCGUGCCAGGCGCAAGAGACAAGAUAGAGCUCAAGUAAGAGUCACCAACUUCCACCUCUUACCCUUUAUAUUACCUCUUGGAGCCUUCGCCGGCGUCUGUGGGAGACCAAGGGGUGGGGUGGGGGGCUUAAAGGAGUCAUGUCACCGUUUGCGUAUCUUGAAAAGUUUAACUUAAAUUUUAGUUCGUUGUUUGUAAUCCAUGUUAAUCUUCUCCAUC